CUUCAACUUCACUGUCUUAAUGUUGAAGUCCACAAAUAUUACCCCUUUUCUAAAGCCUGUAAUAUCUCCUCUCCGAUAAGGUAGAAGGACAGCCCUAAUUUCCACCAUGGAGGUCGACCACAUUGACAAGCUCCUAGAGCGCUAUCUUCACCUCCUUCAUCAAUACACGACGCUUAGAGAGCAGCUCAGCAGCCUGCAAACAGGCAUAUAUCAAAACAUUGCACGUGCCAACUUUGCCGCCGAGCGCGGAAUGCGGUUUGGCCAAGACUACUACGACGAGCGCAUGCGGGCCUCUAGAAAAGUGGCUAUCACUCUGGGCGGCGACCAGGAUAUUCCCGCGUUUGCCGUCACUGCCGGGAGCGCGGAAGCUGGGCUGCUGGCCCCAUCGGAAAAGGGAGCUACUACGGAUGACGGCACCAAGGAAGCGAGUAAAGAAGAGAGAGAAAAGGAAGAGGAGAAAGAGGAGGAGGCUCGCGAGUUCCAGGAGGAGAAGCGGAAAGACCCGCUGAGAUGGUUCGGGCUGUUGACACCCAUGCCUCUACGGCAAGCGCAGGCGCAAAGCAUCGAGGCUGUCGAGCAGGUCAUCCCCAAACUAGUCUCCGUCAAUGCCCAGAUGGCCCAGGUGGAAAUUGAAGUCCGCAGAGCCCGGAAGAAGCGCGCUAAGGCCGAGGCGGCGGCCGUCAAACAGGAGCAGGAAGUUAGCGGCGCCGGCGCCGGCGCGGAGAUUGUGGCGUGAUCUCGGUGUCAAAGCACUACCUAAUAGGAGGUAGUUUACGUUAUUAAAAGCCACGACCUAUGUAGCAGCACGCAGCCCCUCAUACACGUGUAUCCGUAGCGAAGUUUCUUUAUGACAGCUAAGCGAGGUAUGGGAUGCAUGUGGUCAAGCACAACAAGUCAAAGGAAUUACGAAGUAGAUCUUACUAGGUAGUCAGCAGACUGAAACGCAGAUCUGUCCUUUUAAGAAAAACAAAAAAAACAAAGAGAGACGCGCAAGCGUAAACAAAGCCUUG
This is a messenger RNA of Daldinia vernicosa, 1010 nucleotides long. RefSeq lists its product as uncharacterized. Gene Ontology annotation, biological process: vacuolar proton-transporting V-type ATPase complex assembly. The transcript has a single exon. Bases 107 to 736 code for a protein of 209 amino acids. NCBI's taxonomy places the organism in Eukaryota, Fungi, Ascomycota, Sordariomycetes, Xylariales, Hypoxylaceae. The record is from RefSeq and is a predicted model, not a curated record. Gene Ontology annotation, cellular component: extrinsic component of endoplasmic reticulum membrane; Vma12-Vma22 assembly complex.